Messenger RNA from Catharus ustulatus (Swainson's thrush), 1224 nucleotides. It is a transcript of the gene EIF4E2, whose product is annotated as eukaryotic translation initiation factor 4E family member 2. Gene Ontology annotation, cellular component: cytoplasm; eukaryotic translation initiation factor 4F complex. The transcript is spliced from 7 exons. Gene Ontology annotation, molecular function: RNA 7-methylguanosine cap binding; translation initiation factor activity. Lineage: Eukaryota; Metazoa; Chordata; Aves; Passeriformes; Turdidae. Gene Ontology annotation, biological process: translational initiation. Bases 89 to 793 code for a protein of 234 amino acids. The record is from RefSeq and is a predicted model, not a curated record.
GCCGGAAGCGGCGGAAGGGUUUGGCAGGUGGACCCAGCAGGGCGGAAGUCGCUGAGGCGAACGGGGGUGGCGGCGGCAGCGAGCGACGAUGAACAACAAAUUCGACGCAUUGAAAGAUGAUGAUAGUGGAGACCAUGACCAGAAUGAGGAAAAUAACACACAGAAAGACAGUGAGAAGGAAAAGAAUGAUCGUGAGAAGCCACAGAGUACUACCAAGAGGAAGGCUGUGGUCCCGGGGCCGGCUGAGCACCCUUUGCAGUAUAACUACACCUUCUGGUACUCCCGACGCACCCCCGGGCGGCCCACCAGCUCACAGAGCUACGAACAGAACAUCAAACAGAUCGGCACCUUUGCCUCCGUGGAACAGUUCUGGCGGUUUUACAGUCACAUGGUACGUCCUGGGGACCUGACAGGCCACAGUGACUUCCAUCUUUUCAAAGAGGGCAUCAAACCCAUGUGGGAGGAUGAUGCCAACAAAAAUGGUGGUAAAUGGAUUAUCCGUCUGCGGAAGGGCUUAGCGUCACGGUGCUGGGAGAAUCUUAUCCUGGCCAUGCUGGGAGAACAGUUCAUGGUAGGGGAAGAAAUCUGUGGGGCCGUCGUCUCUGUGCGAUUCCAGGAAGACAUCAUCUCCAUAUGGAACAAGACAGCCAGCGACCAGGCCACGACAGCCCGGAUACGCGACACGUUACGAAGAGUGCUCAACCUACCUCCCAACACCAUCAUGGAAUACAAAACCCACACCGAUAGCAUCAAGGAUAAUUCAAGCUUUCGAAACACAAAAAUCACAUUGUGAGAACAAGAGUUGGCACUAAGCUCCUCUCUCCGUGUUGAAAGCACUGAGAGUGCCCUCCGACCUCUGAAGGGACUCAUGGGCCACUCUCGCACUCCUCCCUGGGGGAAGGAUCCAUCUCAAGCCCUCCAGCAGCGGUGACAAUAGAGGCCGAUUUUGUCUUACACAAACUUUUUUUUAGCAGUGGGGCGGGAGGCAGCCUUUCAAUUAGCAGCGGGCCCUUGGGGCCGCAUCUUGCAGCACUUUCCUCUCUUUCUCUACAUGGCGCGCAGGAUCUCUGGGAUUCUGCCUCAACAUCAGAGCCUUUUGCUGAGGGAUACCAGUAUUAUAAAUCUCUCUGCAGCUGGGAGGAGCAUCCCAGUUGAGAGUCAGCCCUGUGGUUUUCAAAUGCCCCUUUUCAGUUCUGCCAAUAAAUUAUUGGGUCUCUUUGUUUC